AUGAACAAUAGAGAGAGAGGUUUGUUUUGUACACUCCUGAAGAAUAUCAAAGUUCCAGAUGGGUAUGCAUUCAAUAUUUCUUGUCGUGUUAACCUCAACCAACAUAGCAUAUCUAGACUGAAAAGUCAUGACAACCAUAUAUUGAUGCAACAAAUACUUCCAAUAGCAGUGAGAAAUUUGUUACCGAAGAAAGUUGUUGAACCAUUGAUUGAGUUAAGCAAUUUCUUCAGCCAGUUGUGCUCCAAAACUCUAGAGCCAGAUGGGUUAGAUCGUCUUCAAUCCCAAAUUGCUCUUACACUUUGCCAUCUUGAGAGAAUUUUUCCUCCAUCAUUUUUCGAUAUAAUGGAGCACUUGCUUAUUCACCUAGCAGAGAAGGCCAAGAUUGUCGGUCCAGUGCAAUAUCGCUGGAUGUACUUUAUAGAAAGGUAUCUUAUGACACUUAAGUCAUAUAUACAUAAUCGAAGUCAUCCAAAAGGUUCAAUUGCAGAGGGAUACUUAGUUGAAGAGUGUAUGACCUUUUGCUCAAGGUACUUGGAUAAUGUCGAGUCAAAAUUGAAUCGACCAAUAAGGAAUUACGAUGUUAGCGACAAUCCUGGGAUAUUACUGGGUCAUGCUUUAGGAAAAGGAAAAGGGUUUGCUCUUGAUGACACAUCAUGGGUACAAGCUCAUCGGGAACAUCGUGAUUUUAUUAAGCGGUCGCAUCGUCGUCUCAAAGAUUUUGAUGUGGAUCGCCAUCACAAUGAUGAGUUUCCCAGAUGGUUUAAUUCUCAUGUUGAAGAGCUUCUAGCUAUUGAAAAUGUUGUGUUGUCAGAUGAGAUUAAAACUUUGGCAUUGGGACCUAGUAAAAAGGCCACGAGAUUCAGUGGGUAUAUAAUUAAUGGUACUAGGUAUCAUACGAGGAGUCGUGAGUGGAGAAGAAAAACUCAAAAUAGUGGGGUUAUGGUGAAAGCAAAGACUUGUAGCUAUGCAAGUACUAGAGACAUGAAUCCCGUGGAAGGACUGAAGCAGGAUGGGUUUGGUUUCACACUUGUUAAUUUCAAUCAUUUGUUAUAUACAAAGAAACAAAAUAGCGACGAGCCAUUCAUCCUAGCAUCUCAGGCACAACAAGUUUUCUAUGUUUAUGAUCCCAUUAGAGCUGAUUGGGAUGUUGUAGUCAAGAUGAAACCUAGAGACUUGUAUGAGGUGUGUGGAGAACAACCAAUUAAUGAUGGAGAACAUCACAAUGAAGUGAAAGGAUUUGGCGACCAAGAGUUAGAUGCAACUUCAUUUGCUUGUGAAGAGGACAUAAAUUGGGUUAGACAAGGUGAAGUUGGAACAACUAUUGAUGAAACUAUUGGACCUCUUGGGAUAUCGACACAGACACAAUCUGAAGAUGAUAAAGAAAUGAUAUGA
This is a messenger RNA of Camellia sinensis, 1392 nucleotides long. The record is from RefSeq and is a predicted model, not a curated record. NCBI's taxonomy places the organism in Eukaryota, Viridiplantae, Streptophyta, Magnoliopsida, Ericales, Theaceae.